AUGGAUGCAUCCCAAGGAUACAUUGCCAUGGGUGUUUAUGCCCCAUCGGCCAGCACCGCCGACUACAACCGGGAUUCUCCCGGUUUUCCAUCAUCUAAAGCGGGCGCCGGCUCCUUCCCGAGCUCUUUCUUCAUGCAAGAUGGCCACCACGGAAGCGAUCCUUGGAGCUCUUCCAGUGGGAUGAACCAGCCCGGCUACGGAGGGAUGCUGGGAAACUCAACCCAUCUCCCCCAGGCCAGCAGCUACUGCAGCCUGCAUCCGCACGAGCGCUUGAGCUUUCCAUCCCAUCCCUCCUCGGGGGAGCUCAACUCCAACCUGCCCCCCAUGUCCACCUUCCACCGCGGUCCCAGCACCCACUACGGUCCCUCAUCCUGCACCCCUCCGGCCAACGGCACCGAGCCCAUCAUGGGCAACAGAGGAAGUGGGGCAGGAGGAAGCUCCCAGACCGGCGAUGCCCUGGGCAAAGCCCUCGCAUCCAUCUACUCUCCAGAGCCCACCACCACCAGCUUCCCAUCCACUCCUUCAACUCCUGUUGGCUCUCCCCCUUCUUUAGCAGCAGGCCCAGCUGUAUGGUCUAGGAAUGGAGGCCAAGCUUCAGCAUCUCCCACUUAUGACGGGCCCUUACAUUCCUUGCAAAGCCGCCUGGAAGACCGCUUGGAACGCUUGGACGAUGCCAUCCACGUGCUCCGGAACCACGCCGUGGGUCCUUCCCCAUCCCAAGCGGCUGGAGGUGGAGACGUGCACGCGUUGCUUGGCAACGGAGCCCUGCCGGGAUUGGCUGCGGGUUACGGGGCGGGGCUUCUGGCGGCCAAUCGGCACGCGUUGAUG
Pezoporus occidentalis (night parrot) is the source of this 828-nucleotide messenger RNA. Its product is annotated as transcription factor 4-like. Gene Ontology annotation, cellular component: chromatin; transcription regulator complex. Gene Ontology annotation, biological process: regulation of transcription by RNA polymerase II. The transcript has 9 exons. Gene Ontology annotation, molecular function: RNA polymerase II cis-regulatory region sequence-specific DNA binding; DNA-binding transcription factor activity, RNA polymerase II-specific. The record is from RefSeq and is a predicted model, not a curated record. The annotation marks the transcript as partial. NCBI's taxonomy places the organism in Eukaryota, Metazoa, Chordata, Aves, Psittaciformes, Psittacidae.